AUGAUAUUUUGGCUUUUAUUACUAAAUGCUUAAUGCGAACUUUUAGUACUUCAUUCUAGUUUAUAUGCGAAAACACCUAGUUGUGGAUCAGCAGGUUGUAAUCUAGAUGGUUGGACUCAAUAAGCUUCUCCGAAUUAUUAUACGUGUGCAAAUGAAGGAUUUGCAAUGAAUUACUUAGAUUAAAUAAAUAAGCAAAUGUAUCGCAGUUUAUCUUAUGGGUAUCCGAAAGUGAAAUUUGUCGUGUGGUUUGAUCUCUUUUAUAUGGGUACCUGGAACAAUGAAGCCAUUUAAGUCAAUUAUAAUAGUGUCGUAUUUGCUACUAUUACAUAUACUAGUCCAACCACAUAUCCCUACUCAACUGAAUUUUGUGAUAAUAAGUAAUAUGAAGUUAAAUCAAAGAAAGUGUUAAUUACAGGCUAAUCAAGUGGAAAUUUAGUAAUAACAAAUAUGUCUGCCAAUGGUAAAGUGGUCAUAAGGAAUUUGAUAUUUGCAGUUGAGAAAUGUCAUUGGAGUUGUAAAACCUGUUCAAAUUUAAUUAGUUGCUCAUCAUGCUUCACUGGAUCAUCACUCAAUGGAUUAGGAUUGUGUACUCAAUGUGCAGACUAUAUAGAUCCCACAUUAGGUUGUGUUCCUAUAUGUGAUAUCAAUAAAUACCCUAACUCUGAUAAAUAUUGUGUAGAUAUAACAGAACAAGCAAUUCUCAAUGAUUAGUUCAAAAAUGCUCCCCCAAAUGUCUAGUGGAUUAGAUUGUAUGAUCCUGCAGGAUUAACAACCUCACUAAAAUGUUCUCAGUAUUUUGGUUUACUAACUGGAAGUGAAGGCAUGGAAAAGAGUAUCCCUCAACCCACUUAAUAUAAACAUAAAUUAAGAAUCAAAGUAAUACUGUAUCUUUACAAUGCUAUCCCUUUAAAUUAAGGCAUUGUCUUUACUAUUAAUAAUGUUUACAUAGCAUAGUUAUACAAUUCGAAUAGUAUUAUCACAAUGCACAAUGGGUAUAUCAUAAAGAAGACACCAUCAUCAUGCACUGGAGUUGGUUCUGGAUAAUAGUAUACAUUGAUUAUUAUCUGUCCUAUUCCAACAGGUGAUUUCACCAUGCGUAUCUAAGGAAAUAUGUAAAUAACUACAACACUUUGGGGAGUUACUUAAGUCUAGUUAGUGGCUGGAUAUUGUUAAUAAGAGUGUGUCACUUGCACAUCAGACUUUACUUGUACCUAAUGCUCACCCGGUUACUAUAUUUAUUAGGGAUUAUGCACCAAUACUAUGCAAAGUGACAGACUAAGUCUGAAUGUUACUCACGUUAUUACUUAUGAUACAGAAUACCCUUAUUCCACUUAUCUAGCAUCUGAUUUUAGCAAUUAUAAUAUUAAGCAAGAUCCUGAAACAUAUUUCACAUUGAUAUCACAAAAUUAUUAAAAUUUUCUCACAGGUUUUCAAACAUUUGGCAUAUAUACUAAAAAAGUCUUUGGAGGACCUUAUGUUUGGACAAAUGCUAAAUUUAACAAUAUUUAUUCAAUUGCUAAUGCUCACUAUGCAAUAUCAAUUAGAAUGAAGAUAAUUCUAGGAGAUUAAUUUAGUGAAUAAUUUAUAAUUGAGUUUGAUACAAAUGGUUAAGAAACAAUUACUAUAGGGCCAUCAUCAAUUAAUAUAUUUGGUAGAAGUCCAACAGAAUAUUCUAUUGAUAAAUAUUGGUACAUUUCUCAUUCCCUUAGUUCAUUGAUGACUACAGUCGAAUGCUAAGGCAAUGGAGAUUUAUUGCACCAUUAUUGUGGUAUUUCAGAUUACUACGUUGUUGUACACUAAUGCUUUCCCUUCUGUUUGGUCUGCACAGAUUCCACAUAAUUAGGAUGCUCUUCAUGGGAUGCUAGUUAUUAUACUGCAAAAUUCAGUUAGGUAGAUUGCUUAUCAAAUGAAUACUAUCAAACUUACAAUUGCAAUCCUUGUAAUACUUUAUGCAGCAGUUGCAGAAACUAUUACCUUUGUGAUACCUGUAUUAAUAACUUAGUUUUAAUAUCUGACUAAUGUACAUGUUCAUAAGGUUAUUAUUUGGAUUCUGGAGAUCAAUAAUGUCAUUAAUGCGAUCCAUUAUGUCAACAUUGUUUACAAUAUAAUUUUUGUAUAGUUUGUUUAUAAAUCAACAAAAGAAUUUCAAAUAAUGGAGUAUGUGAUUGUGAAGAGUCCUUUUAUGCAUAAGCUGGAAGUGAUGUUUGUAUCAAGUGUGAUAAUAGUUGUUUAACUUGUAAUGGGCCUCUAAACACUGAUUGUACAAAUUGUAAUACUUUAAAAAACUACGAUUUGAAGAGUAACGGUAAAUGCCUUUGUAAAAGUCAUUAUUAUCUAACUUAUGGGAACUGUUUAGGUAUAUUAAAAUAUAUAUUUGCAAUUAGAGUGCCAUUUAUCUUGUAAGGAAUGCUUUGGGCCUAAUUACAACAAUUGCCUAGAAUGUGACUCCACCAGAUCUUUAUAUUAAUUGUAAUGCAAGUGUAAUCUUGGAUAUUUUGAUAGUGGAAUUUCUACAUAUUGCAAUAGUUGUCCUGCCAUUGAAACUCCAUCAUUGCUUGAUUGCUAUUUUGAUUGUAAUGGUACAACUUAAUGGUUUAAUGUGAAUUGCGCUUACACUCCUGUAUGUUCAACUGGUCAGUCGAUAAUUAAUUAUAAAUGUUAAUCUGUAUGUGGUGAUAAUAUUAUAAUGAGUGAUGAAUAAUGUGAAGAUUUAAAUAGCGUUAUGAAUGAUGGAUGUUAUAAUUGUUAAUAUUAAUGUCCUUUGAGUUGUCCUAAUUGUAAUAGUGGUAGUUGUACUAAUGUAUGUGGAGAUGGUUACGUAACAGGAACAGAGUAAUGCGAUGAUGCUAUAAAAUCAAUUGGAUGCAGUGGUUGUACAUUUCAAUGCCAAUCUCAAUGCUCAGAUUGCUAAAAGGGAGAAUGUUUUGAAUGUAAUGUAAGUGGAUACAUUUUGGAUAUCAUCAAUAAUAAAUGCAUAGAACAUUGUGGAGAUGGAGUAAUAAUUGGUACUGAAGAAUGUGAAGAUUCUAAUUCUAAUCCAAAUGAUGGAUGUGAUAAUUGCAAAUUCAAAUGUAGAUCAGAUUGUUUGGAAUGUUCAGCCAAUGGGAAAGUGUGUAAUACUUGUUGGAAUUCUGGUUAUAAAACAGUAGCUGGAUCUUAUAAAUGUGUUCCAAUUUGUGGUGAUGGUUUAAAAAUAUCUAAUUCAUUUGAUACUGAAUAAUGUGAUGAUGGCAAUCUUGUUGCAAAUGAUGGUUGUAGUUCUACUUGCUAAUGGCAGUGUCAACCUUCUCCAAUCUGCACAACCUGUUCAAGCAAUUUAUGCACAUUAUGUGGAUCUGGUUAUACAUUGAUUUCAACAAAGAAUUAAUGUGUUCCAACAUGUGGAGAUGGUAUAGUCAAAUCUGGUGAAAUAUGUGAUGAUGCUAAUAAUAGAUAUUUUGAUGGGUGUCAUAAAUGUCAACUAAUGUGUUAAUAACAAUGUGCCACUUGUACUGCUAAUGGUUGUACUUAAUGUGAUACUGGCUAUACCUUAAAUCUUUUUAAUAAUAAAUGUACAUCAGUUUGUGGAGAUGGUUAUGUAAAUGGUAAUGAAGAAUGUGAUGAUUUGGUCCAUUAACAUUGCAAUAAAUGUAGAUAUUUGUGUGAUUACGGAUGUAUCAGUUGCAUGUAUGGAUUAUGUUACAGAUGUUCAUUGAAUUACAACUUGAAUCCAUAUACUCAAUAAUGUGAAAGCAUAACUAUCGUUAAUUCUUAAUAAUUAUAUCAAUAACAAUCAAUAGAGAAUCUCAAAACAAGUUCACCUAUUAAAUAUUGCAAAUUUCAAAUUCAUACUGAUUGUUUAGAGUGCGAAUUAAAUUUUAAGUGGAAUUCAUUUAAUUAAUAAUGUUAGCUCAUUCAUUUUGAUUGUGAAUAAAAUUGUCUUUAUUGCAAUUCAGACUCAUGUAUAGUUUGUCAACAUAAUUAUAUUUUGAUUAAUUCCAUAUGCAUUGAGGAUCAGUAAUUUAUUAAUAAUGUUCCAACUUGCCAAUAAAGUUGUAAACAUUGUCUUAAUGACGUCUGUCUUUAAUGUAGUAAAGGAUAUUAUCCAGUACUUGAUACAUGUUAACCUGUAUGUGGAGAUCAAAUAAAGACCUUGGAUGAAGAAUGUGAUGAUAACAAUAAUAUUUAUGAUGAUGGAUGCUAUGAUUGUUAAUUUUAUUGCUUUGGUAGUUGCUUAAAUUGUUAAUUUGGUCAAUGCUUUGAAUGUGAAGCACCAGAAAAGUUGAUCAUAUCAAAAAUGCAAUGUUAUGAUCCAGAAAAAUGUGAUAAAGGAUACUAUGCUAGUGAUUAUGAUAAUCUUUGUUAUAGUAAAUGUGGAGAUUACAUCAAAACUGAAGAUGAAGAGUGUGAUUCUCGUAUUCUAUGUGAGAAUUGCACCUUAGUUUGUUCAUCUAAUUGUAAAUAUUGUGUAGAUAGAGUAUGUUACACUUGCGAAGAUGAAUACGCAUUAAAUGAACAUAAUUAAUGUCAUUUAAUAUAAUACUCUCAGUAAAUUCAGAACUUAUAAGUUUUUGAAGUUAAUAAUACCUUAUGUUUUUAUGAAUACUGUUAUUAUCAGUCUCAGCCGAUUAUGUAAUUAGAGUAAAUUAAUCAAACCAAUAAUAUUCAGUUUUUAAAUCUCUCCUUUGAUCAAGAAAUCAAAAUUGCUUGCAAAAACAUACAAGAUAUAAUUAAAAUCCAAUUAAUUGAUGAUGAUAAUAGCCUUAUUAAUUCAAGUAUUAUUAAUUAAUCAUAGAAUUUGAUUCUUCACAUUAAAUACCUAUAAACUCUUUAUAAUCCAACAAUCCAAAUAAAAAUAAAUGAUCGGAAUUGCAUCAAGAAUCAAUUUAAUCAAACCUUAUAAGAUACCAUUAUUUAAUUAAGAACUCAAUCAAUUAUUUUACUUACUGAAUCAGAAUAAUUGGCAACUGAUAUUCUCUAAAAUAUUGCAAACACUAUUCAAUAUAUUAUUAUUAUCAGUCUACCUGCUUUACUACUAAUGGGAUAAAUUAGUAAUUUCUUAAAUUUUGUUGAUCUUCUAUAAUUCAUCCAAUAUUAGUAAUAUCUCAACAUCACUUAAGCUCCAAAUAUGGAAGAAUUUCUUUAAGUAUUCAAAAAUACAUCAUUUAAUAAAAUACUAUCAUCUUUUUCACUUUAUAAUCCAUUUUUCAUUCCAACCUAAUUUGAAAGAAAUGGUAGUUUUAUAACUACAUCAAUACCAAUAACUUAGGUUUAUGCAUUCACUAUAAUGACUCAUUAUGGUUUAAAAUCUUUGUCCAAAAUAAUGAGAUAAUCAACAUUGGAUCUAAGAACAUAAAACAAAUUACUAUUAAAAUUUCAUAUAUUUGGUAAUAAGUUUAUUCAUAAUUUGAAUAAAAACAAUCUCUCUGGGAAAUUACAAAAUUUAACUGUGUUUUGUGGAUUAGAGAUCUGCAUGAAUGCCAUAAUUUGUUCAUCUUUGGGAAUAUCAAAUAUAGCAUAAAUUGUUGAAUUCUCUAUUAGUAACAUUAGUUCAAUUACAUACUUUUUAUAUAUCUUAAAUACAGUGAAAAUGCCUACUUUAAUAAUUCUAAGAAACAAGGAUAACAAACUAAAUCCAAUUUAUAAAUCUCCAGAGAAGUACAGAAUUGAUUCUCAUUUAUAUGUAUAAUGUCUAAAAAAAUUACUUUAUCCAUUAUGUUUAGUUUACUGUCACACCAAUCCCACCUUGACUUCUGUGGGUUUGUUUAUAAUAGAUUUUGGAUAUGGAUUAUAUGUUUACCAUGUUAAACCAUUUAGAAAUAAAUUAGAAAAUGGAAAAAUAGUAAUUUAACAAAUUAAUAGCUCUUUACUCAACUCUUGCAAUAUCUUUCACAGUAUAAAUUUGUUCUAAAAUCCAAAAAUUUUAGGAUUUAUUUAGAUGGGAUUAAUUACUGAAUCAUUAACACACUCUUUUUUCAAUGAAGUAGCUUAAAAAAAAGAAGCAAUAAUAAAAUUAUUAAAAAAACUAUUUCAUUAUUCAGAUGUAAAAGUUGAGAAUCCAGGAGUUAUAGAAUUUCUUGUAUACGAAUGA
Paramecium octaurelia is the source of this 6070-nucleotide messenger RNA. The record is from the annotation of a GenBank genome assembly. NCBI's taxonomy places the organism in Eukaryota, Ciliophora, Oligohymenophorea, Peniculida, Parameciidae.